Messenger RNA from Saccharomyces kudriavzevii IFO 1802, 117 nucleotides. It is a transcript of the gene MFA2, whose product is annotated as mating pheromone a. NCBI's taxonomy places the organism in Eukaryota, Fungi, Ascomycota, Saccharomycetes, Saccharomycetales, Saccharomycetaceae. The record is from RefSeq and is a predicted model, not a curated record. The transcript has a single exon. Gene Ontology annotation, molecular function: mating pheromone activity. The coding region runs from base 1 to 117 and encodes 38 amino acids.
AUGCAACCAACUGCUACCGUUUCCGCUCAAGCUUCUCAAAAGGACAGAUCUUCUGAAAAGAAAGACAACUUCAUAAUUAAAGGUCUAUUCUGGGAUCCUGCCUGCGUUAUCGCUUAA